Messenger RNA from Neolamprologus brichardi, 8716 nucleotides. NCBI's taxonomy places the organism in Eukaryota, Metazoa, Chordata, Actinopteri, Cichliformes, Cichlidae. The record is from RefSeq and is a predicted model, not a curated record.
GAAGACUCUUGUGACAAAGAACUGAAGCUGGCCGAGGCGUCUCAGUAUCAGCUGUAUCAGUGAUGUCAGGCAAACAAACGUGUCCAUCUAUGAACCUGUGAGGUCAUAGCCAUCUAACAGCAGCAUCAGCACCAGAGGAGAGUUCACCAGCAGUGACCAUGGACCUCAGAUUUAGACGUCUGUCGCCUCUCACCAGCGCAGCUCUUCAUCUCCUGCUGCUGGCCAGACUGGUGCUUCCUUCUCACACAGAGAGCACGCCCAGCUUCAUCAAGUCCCCCGAGGAUCAAACAGGGAUUUCGGGAGGAGUGGCGUCGUUCGUAUGCCAGGCGGUCGGUGAGCCCAAGCCUCGCAUUACCUGGAUGAAAAAGGGAAAGAAAGUCAGCUCCCAGCGCUUUGAGGUGAUUGAGUUUGACGACGGCUCAGGCUCAGUGCUGCGUAUCCAGCCGCUGAGGACCCACCGCGAUGAGGCCAUCUAUGAAUGCACCGCCACCAACAGCGUGGGAGAGAUCAACACCAGCGCCAAGCUCACUGUCUUAGAGGAGGACCAGAUACCACAUGGCUUCCCCACCAUAGACAUGGGCCCCCAGCUGAAGGUUGUGGAAAGAACGCGCACGGCUACGAUGCUGUGUGCAGCCAGCGGAAACCCCGAUCCAGAGAUCUACUGGUUCAAAGAUUUCCUGCCUGUGGACAUUAGUAGCAGCAAUGGGCGCAUUAAGCAGCUGCGAUCAGGAGCGCUCCAGAUUGAGAACAGCGAGGAGUCGGACCAGGGCAAAUACGAGUGCGUGGCUGUCAACAGCGCUGGGACUCGUUAUUCGGCUCCGGCUAACCUUUAUGUCCGAGGUAAGCUCCCUCUUGACCUCGGCCGCCCCCUCCCUGCUGCCGUUCGGGUCAGCGCCUGCUCUGCUGUGUGGCUGCAUUCAGUAGACGCACUUCUGAUGAUCUGCAGCUCAGCUCUUCCCAAGAUGCCCACUUCCCUCACCGUGACAGAAACCACAGCUACCAGUGUCACCCUGACCUGGGACUCCGGCAACCCAGAGCCUGUGUCCUACUAUGUUAUUCAGUAUCGUGCCAAAUUGUCUGAGAACGGUUUCCAGGAAGUAGACGGUGUCGCCACGACCCGCUACAGCAUCGGCGGCCUCAGCCCCUUCUCUGAGUACGAGUUUCGUGUCAUGGCUGUGAACAACGUCGGCCGGGGUCCUCCCAGCAGCAUCGUGGACACCCGUACAAGUGAGCAAGCACCCUCAUCGCCACCUCUUCAUGUCCAGGCGCGCAUGCUGAGCUCCAGCACCAUACUGGUCCAGUGGGAACCUCCCGAAGAGCCCAACGGCCAAAUCCGGGGCUAUCGGGUCUACUACAGCUCAGAUCACGACGCCCCGCUCAGCGCCUGGCAGAAGCACAACACAGAUGACAGCCAUUUCACCACCAUCUCAGGCCUGGCAACAGACAUCACCUACAGCCUGAGGGUGCUGGGCUUCACCUCAGUGGGAGACGGGCCUCCGUCUGACACUCUGCAGAUCAAAACCAGGCAGGGAGGUGAGAACAUGCUCACUGCAUCACUGCAGAGCCGCAUCAUGCUGUCAUGGCUUUGGCCUGUCCAGGAACCCAUCAUUAGCUUUGAACUGGUGUACUGGGAAGCCAGCAAUCCCACAGACAAGCACCGCGUCACCUUCGAUGCAGCGGGCUCCUAUGCAGUCGAUGGUCUGAAGCCAGACACGCUGUACAUCUUCUCCCUGGCAGCCCGAUCGGAGAUGGGCUUGGGCGUCUUCACUCAGCCUGUUGAAUGCAGGACAGCUCAGUCCACCCCAUCAGCCCCACCCCAGGAAGUACAUUUGCUCAGCCUCAGUUCCACCAGCGUCGAGGUGAGUUGGGUGGCCCCGCCCACAGACAGCCAGCACGGUGAGAUCGUUGGCUACUCCCUGGCCUACCAAGCACUCACGGGAGAGGACCAGAAACGCCACCAGGUGUCAGGGAUCGGUCCUGAUAUCACCAGCUACAUUUUGGAGGACCUGGAGAAGUGGACGGAGUAUUUGGUGUGGGUGAGGGCUCACACAGAUGUUGGGCCAGGUCCAGAGAGCUCUGCAGCUCAAGUCAGAACCAAGGAAGAUGUGCCUGGAGCUCCUCCCAGGAAGGUGGAGGUGGAGGCCCUGAACUCUACUGCCCUCAGGGUGAGCUGGAAGCCCCCGCUGUCCGUGAAGCAGCACGGGCAGAUCAGAGGAUACCAGCUGGUUUACUCCAGGCUAGAGAACGGGGAGCCCCACGGCCAGCCGGUCAUCCUGGAUGUUAACCUCCCCGAAGCCCAGGAGGCCUUUAUAGCAGCUCUGCUCCCAGAAACAACCUAUUCUGUGACUGUGGCUGCGUAUACGACCAAGGGUGACGGAGCUCGCAGCAAGGCCAAGGUGGCCACCACCACAGGAGCAGUUCCUGGAAAGCCCACGAUGAUGAUCAGCACCACCAUCGGGAACACCGCUCUAAUCCAGUGGCAGCCCCCUAAAGAAAUGGUUGGGGAGCACAUGGGAUACCAGCUGCAGUACAAGAGAGCAGAGGAGGAAGCUUUCACCAUUAAACACUUCAAGAAAACAGAUGAUCAUUUCACAGUCACCGGCCUCCACAAGGGCGCCGUGUACAUCUUCAAACUGUGUGCCAAAAACCGAGCGGGGAACGGGGAGGAGUACGUAAAAGAGAUCAGCACCCCUGAGGACGUUCCCAGCAGCUACCCGCAAAAUCUGAGCGUGGUCGGCCUCACUGCGACGUCCACCAAACUGGCCUGGGACCCGCCUCCUCUGCCUGAGAGAAAUGGGAAGAUUGUGAAGUACGUGGUGAUGUACCGAGACAUUAACAGCCCGAACAACAGCACCAACGUUACCACGGCUACACAGAUGACCGUCCACGGUUUGCAGCCUGACACAACCUAUGACAUAAGAGUCCAAGCUUUCACCAGCAAGGGCGGAGGACCUAUCAGCCCCAGCAUCCAGAGCAGGACCAUGUCCACCUCCAUGCCAGUGUUCACCAAGAACUUUGGUGUGACGGCCGUGACAAAGACCUCGGUCCUGCUCACCUGGGAAGUGCCGGAAACAUACAAAUCUCAAGUGCCUGUCAAGAUUCUGUACAACCAGCAGAGUGUGGAGGUUCAAGGCAACCUGAAGAGGAAGCUGAUCACACAGCUGCAGCCAGACACCGAUUAUUCGUUUGUGCUAAUGAGUCGAGGGAAUAGCGCCGGCGGCCUCCAGCAGCAGGUCUCCAUCCGAACGGCUCCGGACCUCCUGACAGUGAAACCAGCUCGAUACCAUAUCGAUGUGGAGGAAGGUGGUAAAGUGACCAUCAGCCUGCCGAAGGUCCCGGAUGCAGCGGCUGUCAGGUGGUACUACAUAGUGGUUGUUCCCGUCACUCCAGUUUCUCUGAGGAGAUGGGAAAACCCCGAAGACAUGGACAUACAAGAGCUUCUGGAGUCCGGUGCUGACAGCAGCCUGCAGAGAAGGAAAAGGCAGAGCAAUGACUUCCUGCAGCCCUACAUCGCUGCCAAGCUGGAUACGCUCCCUGAGAUCUUCACUCUGGGUGAUGAAAAGAAAUACAGCGGCUUCUACAACAAACCGCUGCCUGGACAGCAGCAGUACCGCUGCUUCGUUUUGGCUGACCUGACGGACCACGAGGCUCAGAGGACAUUCGCAGCCAGCCCUUUCUCUGAUCCCUUCACGGUGAAGAUCAGUGGGGUUAUUCGACAACCACAAGAAGACCCAGAGAUGCUGUGGGUGAUGGGUCCGGUGCUGGCAGUCAUUCUGAUUAUCAUUAUAGUCAUCGCUAUUUUACUCUUCAAAAGGAAACGAACGUCUCCAGCCAAGGAUGAGCACAUGGCAGGAGUGAAGGACUCGCUGCUGGCCCACUCGUCAGAUCCUGUGGAGAUGAGGAGACUCAACUAUCAGACACAAGGGAUGAGGGAACAUCCUCCCAUCGCUAUCUGUGACCUGGCCGACCACAUCGAGAGACUCAAGGCCAACGAUGGUCUGCACUUCUCUCAGGAGUACGAGUCUGUUGAUCCAGGACAGCAGUUCACCUGGGAGCACUCCAACCUGGAGGUCAACAAGCCAAAGAACCGUUAUGCAAAUGUUAUUGCGUACGACCACUCCAGGGUCAUCCUCACACCCGUGGACGGAGUUCCAGGUAGCGACUAUAUAAAUGCCAACUACAUUGACGGGUACAGGAAACAGAACGCUUACAUCGCUACCCAGGGUCCGCUGCCAGAGACGCUGAGUGACUUCUGGAGGAUGGUAUGGGAGCAGAGGACAUGCACCAUUGUUAUGAUGACUCGCCUGGAGGAGAAGUCGCGGGUGAAAUGUGACCAGUAUUGGCCCAGUCGAGGCACGGAGACGUACGGGAUGAUUCAAGUGACCAUGUUGGACACACUGGAGCUGGCUACGUACAGCGUGAGAACGUUUGCCCUCUAUAAGAACGGCUCCAGUGAAAAAAGAGAAGUUCGACAGUUCCAGUUUCUGGCUUGGCCGGACCAUGGAGUGCCUGAGUAUCCGACCCCAACACUGGCCUUUCUACGCAGAAUCAAGUCCUGCAAUCCUCAAGAUGCCGGACCCAUGGUGGUUCACUGCAGUGCCGGUGUGGGCCGGACGGGCUGCUUUAUUGUGAUCGACGCCAUGUUGGAGAGGAUGAAGCACGAGAAGUCGGUGGACAUAUACGGUCAUGUGACGUGCAUGCGAGCUCAGAGGAACUACAUGGUGCAGACAGAGGAUCAGUACAUAUUCGUCCACGAGGCCCUGCUGGAAGCUGCGGUCUGCGGCAACACAGAAGUUCCUGCCCGCAACCUGUACGCCCACAUCCAGAAGCUCACGCAGGUGCCCGCUGGAGAGGCGGUGACAGCUAUGGAGCUGGAGUUUAAGAAACUGGCCAACUCUAAAGCACAUACCUCAAGAUUCAUCAGUGCCAACCUGCCGUGCAACAAAUUCAAGAACCGCCUGGUGAACAUCAUGCCUUUCGAGUCUACUCGCGUCUGCCUGCAGCCGAUCAGAGGGGUGGAGGGCUCUGACUACAUCAAUGCCAGCUUCAUCGACGGGUACAGGCAGCAGAAAGCCUACAUGGCCACCCAGGGCCCGUUAGCCGAGACCACAGAGGACUUCUGGAGAAUGCUGUGGGAGCACAACUCCACCAUCGUAGUGAUGCUCACCAAACUCCGAGAGAUGGGACGGGAAAAGUGCCAUCAGUACUGGCCUGCUGAGCGCUCUGCACGUUACCAGUACUUUGUUGUGGACCCGAUGGCCGAGUACAACAUGCCUCAGUACAUCCUCCGAGAGUUCAAAGUCACUGAUGCCCGGGAUGGUCAAUCGAGGACCAUCCGGCAGUUUCAGUUCACGGAUUGGCCAGAGCAAGGAGUGCCAAAAACUGGGGAGGGAUUCAUUGACUUCAUUGGCCAAGUGCAUAAAACUAAAGAGCAAUUCGGACAAGAUGGACCCAUCACUGUUCACUGCAGUGCUGGUGUUGGGAGGACUGGUGUGUUUAUUACUCUGAGCAUCGUUCUGGAAAGGAUGAGGUAUGAAGGAGUGGUCGACCUCUUCCAGACCGUCAAGACUCUCCGAACUCAGAGACCGGCUAUGGUGCAGACAGAGGAUCAGUACCAGCUGUGCUACCGGGCUGCUCUGGAGUACCUGGGAAGCUUUGAUCACUAUGCAACAUAACCCCACCCAGAAAGAUGCCUCAGAGGAGAUCUGUGUCUCUUCUGAGACACAUCCACUCUGCUCCAUUGGCCCCUGCAGGCUGAUGAGGAGGCUCUGAAGAGGACGGAUGAGGAGAUGACCACAGCAGGAAUCAGGAGAGAUUAAUGGAAAGAGGAGAGGCGAUGUGAUGACCUCCCCCUCCUGGACUGGUGCCAUGAUUCUGCCACAGACCCACACAAAAACCUCCCAAAAAACAACCCUGAAAGACUCGUACUGUACUCACGCCUCAUUCUGAUCCCUGCGACUCCCCGAUUUCUGCCUCCUCUAAAUAGCAAAAACUAUUUUUCUGCUACUUUCAUUUAUAUCCAUCAUUACUAUGUUGUUAGCCAUUAUUAGAGUUUAUUUUGUGAUCACUUACAUUGGUUACUAUAUGUCUUAAUGGGUCUUUUCUUAAUUUGCCUCUUAUGUUUCUUAAUUUCUAAUAGAGGACAUGUAUUUUCAACAUGAUCCAAGUCAUUAAUACUGGACGCCGUAUAUUCACAGCUGCUAAUGAUUUUUUUAUUUUAUACCACAGAUAUGAUAUUCUAAUGUUUAUCGUUAUUCGGUUGGUCUUAUUUAGAGGGAAACUUGGAGAAUGAUGAUCUCUACUAGACAGAUCAACUGAGCAAAUAAGGUUUGUGACCUGCAGUAUGAAAUACAUCACAGCUAUAAAUGUGCAAAGACUCAUCACAUCUGAAGAACUGCAAGCAUGUACAGAGUUUUUUGUCAUUAAAUAAUGUUCUCAGAGUCUUCAGAGAUCUGGAGGCUCCCAGCAAAAGAAUAAUGAAGCAGUUGGAAAAGUUGUGGACUCAGGUAGACCAACACAGAUGGCCUGUUCGUGAGGUUUUUGUGAAAUAAGUGUGACGUCAAAUGCAGAGCUCGUGCUCCACACGUGAAAAAUGAAAUUCUGACACCGGGAGAGAGAAAAAGAAUAAAAGCCAACAUCAGAAGAUCCUCUGUGAGCAGCAUUAGUGACAGUGAGGACAAAAAACGACCUUUUAACAGGAAGAGACGUCUCACAGGGCCAGACUCAGAAAGGAACAGCCAUACACAAAAUACUACAAUACUAAUACUUACUGUCCAUUGGGGGAAUGAAGGGAAAUAGAAGCGAAAAUCGUGAAAAUGAACAACAGACAAGUUAUGGGAAAGAGCAGACAAUAUUCUGGAUGAAUUUUAAUCAGAUUGGUUUUGUUGCUUCUCCUUGAAGGAUUAACUUCACUCUUAUUUCUGUUAUUGUCAGCAAAUGCCAUAAAAAAAACAACAGCACAAGUUACACACUGCAGUGUAGGAACAACAACCACAACCAGGAGCUCUGGUAGACUUUCUUUGCUUAGCUGUGAUCAGCUCACAUGUGCUGCUGCGACGCCAGUACUCGAUGCUCUUUGAAUUCAAAAGGAUAUCAGGUGAUGUUACAUGAACCAUUGUGACUGAUUUCUAAUCCCCAGAUACUACAAAGCUGGAAUAAAGGUGAACUUCAGUGAGUGAAUCAUCAUCACCUUAAAUUUCAUUUGAUUUCUGCUGAUAUAAACCAGCGCAGACUGUGAGCGCUGCAGCUUCUCUGCACUGUCAACAUCAUGCAUUACUGUGAACAUCACCACACUGCUGCAAACGAACCUGUUUCACCUUGCACUAAACUGGUAUUUUUAUGCAACGUUCAAAUAACACAAAGUUAGCAGACUUCAAUUUGCUUUAAAGUUUUAAAUUUAGGGAGAAAAAAUGUCACAUCAAGCAUUGAUCUGAUAUCUGGAAAUUUUAAAAUGGCUUAAAAAAUGACAUGUAGGCAGUGGUGAUGGCGCCAUGUUGCUCACAAGACAACAGGAAGAGUGUUUCUGCACAGCAACACAAAUCAGCACAGUUAAAAAUUACUAUUAACAGGAGACUUGUGUUUGAGACCUAUUGGAGUUUGUUUUUAAGUUGAAGUUUAGGCUAAAAUAGACUUAUAAUAAUCAGUACACGUUACCAAGUUCAGCUUUCUAGCCUGCUACUUUUUCACAUGACCACAAGAAACUGGAACACUCUCUGGCCUGAUGUGGCUCUUUGGGAUUGUUGAAGAGGCAAACUUAAGAUGCCAACAGCCUUACAGAGGCUCAACUGAGGGGCAAGCAGCGUGACACGUCUGGGGCUACAAAUGUGCCACAUGUUUUAUGACUGGCAGCUCCUGUGUGGACCAGACAUGGAUAAAAGUCAGGAGAUGGGCUUAACAUUAAAACGAGUGUUGUGUGGGCCAGAUAUGACCCAAAUGUCCAACAACAUCUGGCAUCUUGUCCAAAUAAGGUGGACCUGUGGCUGAAUUUAGGGAGGCAGACUCAGCCUGAGUCAGGUCCAUCACCCAAGGAUAAAUGCAGCUCAUGGAAAAUUUCAUGUGGGCCAAACAUUUAUUGGUGUCUGGAUAUGAGAUAAAUAAGGAUUUUUUUUAUUGUAAAUCAUUUAAUGCUCCUGUAGUGGACUACAAACUUAAAAACAACAACAACAACAACAGGGAAAUGGUUCUAGAAACAAGCUAAAUAGGCCCUCCGUUAACAUUAGGGGUUACUAAUGUGAAAAAGCUCUGCUGUGACAUGCAGCCUGACGCUCGUACUCAUUUCACAAAGAUUCUCCACAUUGUGUUUGUACAAAAACAGCCCAGUUGUUGUAAAGCACACUGAAUAUGGACUCAACAUCCUACAGUACAAGACAGUCAUAUCUCACACAUUCACUCAUCUCCAUCUGCAUACAUGAUUUUACAUUGACAGGCUGCAUUUAAACGGGAUCCCCACCACAGAUAACUCCCCUCUUUUAUCACUGUGUUGCAGGCUGAGAGAACAACAUCAUUGUUCAUUGAUGCAUCGCUGCGUUUUUCAUUGAAAGAUACAGUGAGGUGGUUUUUGAAUGAUGCGGACCACUUAAAGGAUUCAUUUCUCAUAGUUGUGCUGUAGGGGUCCUAACUGUUGUAUAAACGAUCUGUUUUCUAUUAAAAGCAGAGAAAAAAUGUCUUCAAAAUCUUGAUGUUAAUAAAGCUGAAAUGUUGGGUUUUUCAUAUAAAA